AUGAUUGAACGGGUGAGGAACUACGCACGCAUUGCCCCCUUCGCGAUUUGCUUGCUGUUUUUGCCACUUCAGUUUAGCAAAAAAUGGAAGGGCUUCCCAAAUGUGCAUUUGUUCAGCUUCCUUCUGGGCAUAAUGCUCAAUGGAAUUCUCGAAAUAAAAAUCGACGACAGAAAGUACGUAGACUGGGUUGUGCAACGGGUACUGUCUUACUCGUUAUGCAUAUCCCUUAUGAUGACUUUUUCGUGUAUGAAAAAAAAGGCAAUUGCGUGUGAGGGGCGUGAAGUUGAGGAAGGUGAAACUGCUUGCACAGAGGAGGAAGGAAAGAAAAAAAAAUCCUUGUACAAUUUACUAAUUCGCAGCAGUAGGGUUGCGCCCUUUGGCAUCGCUUUUAUGUUCGGCGCUGUUGGGACACUCAUCGGAGGAGUCACUUCUUACCACUUAACGAAAAGGUUCCUUUUGCAAAAUGACACAAAGGGGAGUGAAGAACGUUUGAGGAAAAACACCAGCUGCUUCGUUGCUACAUACAUCGGGGGCUACAUAAAUUUUGUGGAGGUCGCUGACCUGUUAGCGGUGGACACUUUGGAAAGAAACAGCAUGUUCAUAUUAGACGAUUUAUUUACCAAUCUGCUUCUUAUCACUUUGCCCUUAUGGAAACAUGAACCGCUGUCACUGAACACCAGUGAAUGCAUCUCGAAGCAAAAUGGAAAUGUAGUGAAGCUAUCUGAUGAACAGGGGGAAGUGAAGGACAGAGAAGAAAUAACACACCUCCUGUGUGAUUCAGCACGGUAUGCAUCAUACGGGUCGUUCGUAAAUGAUGAGGACUGGCCGUUACCCCUAGGGGAGGACCACCAGGUAGAGCGCCAUCAGGUAGAGCACCACCAGGUAAAGCACCACCAGGUAAAGCACCAUCAGGUAAAGCACCACCAGGUAAAGCACCAUCAGGUAAAGCACCACCAGGUGUACUCCUUACCCCCACUGCUGUGCAAAUGCCUAUGUGACUGCCUAUCCGUGGUGCUCAUAAUAGGACUGAGCACGAAAGUACUGAGCGACUACGAGUUCAUCUAUCAGUUUGUCACUUCCUAUAUCCCGGCUGACAAAUUCAAAACGUACAUUUUAUUUGCGCUUACCUUUGGCUACCUAUUCUGCCUGGAUUGCAUUGCACACCUUAUGGCCAAUCGGAUAACGAGACGCACAAAGAGAGCAGCAGUUUUUGUCACACAUAUUUAUUUCAGGGCCACAGAGUACUACUCAACCGUUUUGCACCUUUUAACAGUUUACUAUUUGUCCCUUUCGGGGAUGUCCAUUGAUGUGAGCGUUUUGUGUAGCAUUGUAAAGCCGCUGACCAUGUUAGUGGUAUGUCUACUAGCGACUCAUUUAAUUUGUGUUUUUUUUUUUUCGUACAUGUUUAACGUGGUUACCAAGUGGUCUCGCCUGGUUUUACAUGUAGACGAAGUUUUGCUAGCCAUCAAUGCAAAUGUCGGGGGGCCCAGUACUGCUGCGCUCAUGUCCGAUGUGCUGGGCAGACCUGAUUUGGCCUUUGCCGCCACCUUCUGGGGUGUCUUUGGUUACUUCGUGGCGACGCAUGCGGCCAUGGGUAUGUACGCACUUUUGUAA
Molecule: messenger RNA, 1614 nt
Organism: Plasmodium cynomolgi strain B
Lineage: Eukaryota; Apicomplexa; Aconoidasida; Haemosporida; Plasmodiidae
Exons: 2
Coding region: 1-1614 (537 amino acids)
Source: RefSeq, a predicted model, not a curated record